ACUUGUCUUGAAGCGCAAUCCAAAUUCUCUGGUUAAGCCAAAGUGCUAUAUAAUAUAUAAGCUUAUAUAUGACACAAGCACACCAGAGUAAGGUUUUAGAGCACUCGAAACGUAGCGUGUCUGUGCUUCCCUUGUUAGGUGACUCAAUGACCCACGAGUGUUUGUGACUUCAAAGGUGGAAAAGAGGGAAAGAGAGAGAGAGAGAAGAGAAAAAAGAGAGCGCUCCAUUCCAUUUUUCAAGGAAUCAAGGAAAUGCCGCAGCUGGGCAUCUGUUGUGGAGCAAGGCGACGGAGGCAAUCAUCGGGCAGUGGUUGUGUAGCGCUUGGGGGUGAAGAUCCAAACAGAGUUUUAUAAAAGGAGACUACUUGCUUUUAGCUGCUGCUUUUUGACCCGUGGCGCCCCAGAUAUAAAAACCACAAGGAGGAUUUGGAGGACUUGCGCCCCUCGAGCGAUCGUCGUCAUGGGGAGAGCUCCUUGCUGCUCCAAAGUUGGACUCAAUCGAGGUCCCUGGACGCCGGAAGAAGACAUGCUACUCACCAAGCACAUCGAGCAGCACGGCGAAGGCAACUGGCGGGCACUUCCAAAAGCCGCAGGACUCCUGCGCUGUGGAAAGAGCUGCCGGCUGCGAUGGGUGAACUACCUCCGACCAAACGUGAAAAGGGGCAACAUUUCGGAGGACGAAGAAGAUCUCAUCAUAAUGUUACACGCUCUUCUGGGCAACAGGUGGUCGCUCAUCGCGGCUCGGAUGCCCGGGCGGACAGACAACGAGAUCAAAAACUACUGGAACACGCACCUGAGCAAGAAGCUGGCCAGCCGGGGAUUGGAUCCCAAGACCCACAAGCCCCUCGUCGCCAAAUCCUCGCCCAAUUCCCCGACCAAGAAGGGGGAUGACAACUCCAAUUCCCCCUCGUGCCACAGCAGGGGCGAUGAUCCGCAGGAGGCGUGGGAGACGACCAUGGAUUUGGACACGAGCUCCUACAGCACUGGCUCGUGCGAGGAGUCCUGCGACGAUCGCGACCGGCGCACAGAGUGUCAACCGCCCAAAGUGUGUGCUCGAUUGCACAGGAAACGCAAAAUGCCUGUUCUUGGGGACCUUGCCAAGGAGAAGAGUGCCUCCCCUGUUUUGAGCGCAGGCAAAAUUGGUGGCGGAGCCACAGAAUCAUCAUCGCUAUCAGUGGGGCAGGAAGAAGAGCGAGAGCAAGAUCUCCAAAACACCACCAAGUUUAACUACCCAUCGCCUUCCUCGGUCUUCAAUCUUUACUCUCCCUCGCCCUCGCCCUCCAAUUCCCACUCCGCCUCCGCCUCCAACUGCGAUUCGCCGACAACAAUCUCCAAAUCCAACACCGCCAGCAGCUCCCAGGAUCUUGGCCAAGCUCCUCCGCUUGUGAGCACCAGUCAACACACGGUGGACUGGAACGAUCACGAGCAGCAAUUCCAGCUGCGCAGUCAAGUCCAGAUGCUCGAGUUCAUCGACGAUUUCCUGCUGCGAAAGGAUGACGUGAUCGUCGCCGGCGGGGAUUUGUUCAAGGAGGAUUGUAGCGGUGAUCAGUUUUGGGACUCGCUGGGAAAGAUCGAGCUCCCCGACUGUUCUUCCGUGUGCCAAUCCGAUUUGUGGGAUGGUCUCACAGAAUUCGCAUCCAAUUCCACCACGCAAGUGGUGCCACCUUCCUCCUCUCCCCUUCCAGUCGCGGAUGGGAUCCUCCCCAUGAUCAUCGCCUCCACAUCCCCCUCUAAUUCUUCUUCCUCGUCCUCCUCGCUUGCUGCCACUCAGGUGAACUUCCUCCACGACGAGCUCCUCUUUGGCUAGUCGUGUACAUACAUAUAUAUCCCUCUCGCUCGCUCACGCAACCAUCUCCCUCUAUCUUUUCGUCCUUGAUCUUCUUCUCCUUCUUCGUCUCCAAGAUCUCUUUCAUUCCUCCCUGUACAUUGUACGAUUUUGUGGAGUCACCGAGGAUCAAUCUCCGGGCGAUCAACCAAUACUGCUGCUAACGGUUUUUCAUUUCACGCUUGUCUCUGCCUGUGGGUCAUUACAUACGUCUACGUAGAUAGAUACAACACAGCUCUAAAGGGAGGAGGGAAAACCCAAAAUCUCCCAAAGCAACAAAGCAACGUUUCACAAAAACAACAGCAACAAGUUGGCUGGAGGUAACAAAACAAGACUGAAGAUCUUUUGGUCAUGUUCUUGUGCAUUUGCAAGUUGCAAGCUACACACAAUAGAUGGAACACUUUAAAAGCAGAGAAUUCAAUGAGAGACACAGAUUCGAUGGGUCGGGAGCUCUGGCAAGAUCUUUGAUCUCAAGUUCUCAACGUGGUGGUCGUUUCUUGUGUUUUCUUGUUUCGUCGGCGACAAUUACAUGAUGUUUCAUUCAAGAUCUUUUAGCUGGGCAUUCCAAGGAAGAAGCUCUAGUGCUGUUUUCUUGUACAAAAGCUCUAAGUUGUCUAAACUAAAAUCGAAGUGGGUUUGUUGAUGGAUGUGGAAUAAAAACUUUGCUUGCUCCUUGUGUGA
Messenger RNA from Selaginella moellendorffii, 2506 nucleotides. RefSeq names its product myb-related protein 306. The record is from RefSeq and is a predicted model, not a curated record. The transcript is spliced from 3 exons. The coding region runs from base 461 to 1807 and encodes 448 amino acids. Lineage: Eukaryota; Viridiplantae; Streptophyta; Lycopodiopsida; Selaginellales; Selaginellaceae.